Myripristis murdjan (pinecone soldierfish) is the source of this 4578-nucleotide messenger RNA. It is a transcript of the gene alpk1, whose product is annotated as alpha-kinase 1. The transcript has 14 exons. Bases 151 to 3567 code for a protein of 1138 amino acids. Gene Ontology annotation, molecular function: protein serine/threonine kinase activity; ATP binding; monosaccharide binding. NCBI's taxonomy places the organism in Eukaryota, Metazoa, Chordata, Actinopteri, Holocentriformes, Holocentridae. The record is from RefSeq and is a predicted model, not a curated record. Gene Ontology annotation, biological process: innate immune response; protein phosphorylation; cytoplasmic pattern recognition receptor signaling pathway. Gene Ontology annotation, cellular component: cilium.
CAGGAAGAAGCUGGGAUCCUGAGGCUGCGCAGUCCUGGGGAUUUUUCCCCUUACCUCAGUCACACUGUUUACGGGAAAAAAAGUGACGAAACAAGUAGAGGAGGAAAACCCGUUCUUCCCAAACAACAGCUGCAGCAUCUGCUCAGCGGCAUGGACAGCCAGGAGGUGGGAGCUUUGCUGGAGGACUGCCUCAGGGCAGCAAAUGCUAAGGCAAAGGCAAAGCAGCCCUCUCCGCCAAGUGGGGAGGCCGGUCUGAGCUUCUGCAGAUACAGAGACUCGCUGUGUGCAGAGCUGGCCUCUCUCCUCCACGAGGCCGUGGAGAUGAAGUGGCCCUUUGUGCCCGAGAAGUGGCAGUAUAAACAGGCAGUCAGCACAAAAGACAAGACCAACCUCACCGACCUCAUCAGCCAGCAUCUACACCAGCUACUGGCUCUGCUGAAGGCAGCCAUCAUGGCUCAGGAGGCCCGCUGGGCGCUGGCUGUGGUCUUCUUAGUGGACCGUUUCCUCUACUGGACAGACGACUCCAGCCGGCUGCUGAAGAUCACCAAGCUACUCCACAGAUGCCACCCUGAUGCCCCCGUGGCCCCGCAGCUGGUCAUACGGCAGGCCAGAGUCUACCUUAAUGCAGGCAAAUUACAGAAGGCUGAAUACAUACUGAGUAGUCUGAUUAACAAUAGUGGGGCCACAGGUUGUUGGGUGUACCACUCUGAGAGCGACAGGGCUCUUGUGCAGGCUGUCAGUGUUCAAGUACGUGGAUUGGUUUUGCAAAAGCUUGGCCUGUGGCUGGAGGCUGCAGAGCUAAUCUGGGCUUCUCUGGUUGGCUACUAUGCACUCCCCCAACCUGAUAAAAAGGGCAUUGGAAUGUCUCUUGGCAUACUAGCCAACUUAUUGGUAUCCAUGAACGAUGAAGACUAUCAUGCUUUCAGGACUAAUCCAGAUGUCGACUUAUCUGCACUUGGAGACCGGAGUCAUCGUCUCCUCUCAGCAGCUGAGGCAGCUAAGAUGGCAGUGGUCUACAGUCAAUACACUUCACUUUUUGUGUUGACUCAUGUGGCAACACAGGGGACCUGCUUGUUAUCUUACAGUUUCUCAGCAGAGUGCCCGUCCUCUGAGAGAGACUCCUACCUCCUGCAGGCUAAAGAGGCAUUUGAAGUUGGCCUGCUCACCAAAACAGAGGGCGAACUGGUUACCAGCAAACAGGAGCUACAUACCUUUCUCAAGGCUGCCUAUUCCCUGACAGUUACUCAUAAGUGGCUGGGCACCUCCUCUGAAGUUUUGACACAGGCAACCCAAGCUUGCCAAAAAGCUCUAGCCCUUUUCUACGACUACUGCCAUGCUGCUAGCCAAGAAAGAGACAGCCUAUGCGCUGACAUCAUGCAUCUUGUAGUCCAAGUCAAGCUUCUUUUGCAGGUGGAACCAUUCCCCAGUUCUGACAGGGGCUCUUUUAUCCCCGAUAGCUACAGAAACAUUAAAGACAGACCUGUGAAUUUCACUCUUGCUGGUUUUGCUCGGGUGAUGGGGAGAUUCCAGAAGUAUCAUGCGUCACUAUGUGAGGCCACAGACGUGGACUGUAACAGGAGGAAUGACACAAUCGAUGGAGCACGGUUAUGUAUAACUGCACUGGGGACUACCAUUGGUACACUUAAUACAGAGUGUACUACUCAAAACUACAAAGUGCAGAGGGGAGAGCAGCCUCAACAGAAAGCUUUGCAGCCACCUCAAAAGGUGGAGCUGUCUACCACUCAAGGAAGCACUGAUGACCUUGGCGCUUCGUGGCAGAACUUUUCUUUGAGUGGUUCAGGGUCUCCUCACCCUGGCACCAGUGGGUACACAGGGAGCAAUGCCAAUGUGCGUAAAGCAAAUGUGGACAAUCAGAGCCUUCCGACAACAGAAGUUGACGAUGAUAGUAUGCUAGAAUUCACAGAGAAAAACAAGAAGCAAGACAAACCUGGUCAUAAAAGUAGUGCCAAUUCCCAUGCAGUGCCUAGAUCCUUGGCACAUGUUUCUUCCUCCUGCAACACAGGAAGUGAUUCAGAGAAAUUUGAAGUGAUAGAGGCUGCACAAGAGACAGUGGGCAGUGAGGAAGAUUGGAUCCCUGAUGUUGUCGAUGGGUCGUUGAAACCAACAGGAACUUCAGGAGCGGCCCAGUCUUUGUCCCAACUUACUCUUAGAACAUCCUCCAGCUCGCUCAAUGACAGUUUCAGCUCCCGGUCAUCAUGGGAGAAAAUCUCAUCUUACACAUGCUCCCCCGCUAACAACAACCCUAACCCAGCUGGCCAGUCAAAACCAAUCGGCCUAAGCAGUAAGUCAACAGAGUCAGAUGAGAGUUUUUACCUCAUUGAGACGCCUGAUUCUGAAGCCAGUGAUUCAACCAAUGAUCCUAAACACCAAAGUGCCACAUCUGGAAGGGAAUUGAGAGCAACAUCCAACCCUCAGCCUCUGCAGAGCUUUGAUGUGGAUCCAAAUGCAGAGACUGAGAUGUGUUCAGUUCCUGGUCAUCCUGAACCUGCUGCCAAGAACCCUAACGAAACCCCACAGCCAAACAUUGAACUAUCUGUCCCAGAGCAGUGCGCCUCCACUGAAAUCUCUCCAGAUAGUUCAUUUGAGAUGUUGGAAGCAAAAGAGAUUCAACACCCACAUGACAAACUCACCUCAACUGAAAAAGUGAAUUCCGCUCCCAAAAAGAACCCCUCGUGCUACAGCUGCCUUAAGCACAACAUCGCCAUUAGUGUCGUUCCUGAGUCCAAGUAUCUUUUGACACAGCAGGACUACCAUGCCCUCUUGGCAGGGGUUUGCCAUGAAUGUCUGCUGAAGAGGUUGCAGAGUGACAAAACAAAAUUCAAACUCAAGAAACAUAGAACCGCCUACAGUGGUCUCCAUUUGAAGUUCUCCAGGGCCACAGGCCUGUGGACAGCCAGGGAGACCUGUCUUUAUGUUGGCGAUGAAAUGGGGGAGGAGGGCAAACAACGAAGAGCAAUAUGGGUCCAGUUUCUACAUCAGGAGGAGAGGCUAAGCAAUUAUGUGGGGAAGGACUACUUGGAACCGAAAGAGAUCCAGUUCCACUUCAAAGAUGUGGAGAGACAAAUGACAGCCCAGUACUAUGUGACUGAAUUCAACAAGAGUCUUUACGACAAGGAAAUCAUGGCUCAGAUCUUCUUCAUUCCCUCUGAGGCACUACUGAUCUUGAGCGGGGAUGAGAUCGUGGGCUGCAUAACAGUGGAACCCUACAUGCUUGGAGACUUCGUCAAACUCACCAACAACACUGUAAAGAAGGACAUGAGAUUCCAGGCCACAGAGUACGGCAUUGCUUUUGGACAUUUCACCUACCUGUUCUCCGACUGCCAAGAGGUUGUUGUGGACCUCCAAGGAUGGGUGACAGCCAACGGCAAAGGCCUGACCUACCUGACUGACCCCCAGAUCCACUCUAGCAAGACUCCCAUGGGCCGCUCCAACUUUGCUGAAAGGGGCCUCAGGUGCUUCCUGGAGGAGCAACACGGACCAGAGUGCAAUGACAUCUGCAGGAAGCUCAAGCUGCGCUCGGUGGCUGGGCUACCACAUGUAGCGUGAUCUGACUUGGACUGUGAGAGUGUGUGCGUGUGUGGCACUGAUUAGCACGACUUGCUAAUCAACGAAAUCAGCUGCAUAUUGUCGGCUCUCCAACGUGGUGGUCCAUCCCUAAUGUGCUAUGAAAGAUAAUAUUCAAGCAUUCAUAUCACAUCUUUAUCUUCUGGACUUCUGUGAAGUUCCUUACCAAGCAAAUCCAUCACUGAAAUCUCUUACCACUUACUCUUUUAGAUCUUUAAUUUGACUGGGUCAAAAACAAUCUCUGUGAUUGAAUUUAAAAAAUAGAUAUCUUGAUUUUUUUUACUCAUACCUUACAGACAUUCUGUAUACUGAAAAAUGCCUUUACAAUUUCAGUUAAACUUAUUUGUUAUUCUAGACAUGAAUAUCUCUUAAUAAUGACUGAGAAUCUAAUUAGAUUAUAUGGAAAGUGAUCAAAAACUACAUUAAAAAAGAGCAGCCUUAUUAUAACAAUCACAUCUUCUUUGAAUAAUAAAGCAUAAGUACUCGUUCUUGUGCUUGUUAUUGUGCAAAAUAUUUUUGUCAUCUUUAACAAUGCCACAGACCUUGUGACUAGUCUGUGAUGGAACUGGUUUGGCAGAGUGGGAGUGCUGGAGCGAGACUGCAGUACCUGACACAACAGCACUCAGUGUGGAAUGUAAACCUGACUCUUUAACACUACAACUACCAAGGGUGUCACCUGGACUGUUUUUAAUUCUGCAGUGUAAUAACUUUGUUGAAAUAAAACCUAUGUAACUAUUGGACCCUAACUUUCCCUAAUUAUGUGUAUAUUUUAUUCUAACAUGUAAUUAUUUUAUUGAAAUUACAAAACACAAAAGAGUUCUGAUUAUUUUAUAUUGGUGAUGGUUUUAUAAGCUACUGUACCCUAAGAUUGAAAGAAGAAUGUUUUUUUAUUAAUUAUUUAAUUUCUUUAUUUUACAAAGAAAAUUACAGAAUAUUGAUCUAAAUGGAAUAUGUAUCUGGAAUUACAAAUGUAGGUUCUGUGGUUUUCAAUUA